This is a messenger RNA of Peniophora sp. CBMAI 1063, 1611 nucleotides long. The record is from the annotation of a GenBank genome assembly. Lineage: Eukaryota; Fungi; Basidiomycota; Agaricomycetes; Russulales; Peniophoraceae.
AUGGCUACAUCUUCGUGGUCGGGCGAAGUACCCGCCCACCUGCUCAACUACCAUCUCUUGGAGCUUGAUCAGCUAUCGGGCAUGAUUUCCCGGACGAAGGGGUUCUACGCCCGCGACUACAGCCUGUGGCUGGGUUGGAAUAACAUGCGAUAUAUCAUAGACACGGCGUUUCUACAGGCGCGUCUACUCAAUCGCACUCUCAUCUUACCCUCCUUUGUCUAUGCACGCGGAUGCUUCGAAGGCGUCGAGGCGUGCGCAGACUGCUCGAGCACAGCGAACAAAUGCCGAGAGCUACCCUUCGAACAAUACAGACACAUGGGCUAUCGCAUCCCCAUCCAGCUCAUGCUGAACAUCACAGCCAUGCGCACACUACACCCUGUCCUUCUCGUGUCAGACUUUCUCCGAUUGCAUGGCCUACCAGUCAAUAUCGAGAACAAGGAAGGAGUGUGGGAACGUGAAGCGUAUCACGAUACGGGGCCGCUGGAAGAGGCCCGGCUCGGGCCGGACCUAUUCGUUAUCCAGAAAGGGUGGUAUGAUACGAAGGAGGCGCGCAGAGUUGACAGGCUCACGGAGAACAUGAAAGUCCGAGGCCGUUGGAGAGCUGGUGACGCCACAGAAAGUGGGGCUAGUGGGCAGUGGGAGGAGAAGGAGGGAGCUGAAGUCGCGCGCAAGCUCCGCUUUCAGUAUGGGUUAUUUGGCACGCUGAGCUGGGAUCAUGCUGUCAACACUCUCCGCAAGACCUCAGCUGCAGACGACUAUAACCUCGGUACCGAUGCGGGAGCCCUCGACGCGCUCCAGGACCAUGGCUGGGAAGUCGUGCACACCUUUGAGAGCAUGCGCCGUUCCGACCUGGCGAAGUCUGUCGUCGAGCCCAUCCGGGAAGUCAUAGAGCGCACAACUUUGCGUGGCUUCGUGGACGACUUCGCCGACAUUGAUGCACACGUAGUUCUUCUAGAGGGCGAGAUACACAACGGGCGGAAGGCCGGCGCGAUGCGCUUUACAACCGAUCUGGGGCUGGAGCAAUUCCAGAGUGACGUGCUGUACUCAAUACAACCUCCACAACCAUUGCAAGAGCUUGCCGAGAGAUUGGCCGGGAGAAUGUACGAAAAGACGGGUGGGCGGUUGUGGGUAGGGGCGCAUAUGCGUCGCGGUGAUUUUGUUAACCUUAACUGGGCCGCCUCGAGGAGCCACGAAGGGCACAUGCGAAUGGUGAAGAGUCGCCUCUUGGACGCACGACAUUUGCUAGAAACUAUCGGAGGUAACGUCCAGCCGUACUCCGUGCCGAAUGCGAGCGUAGACCCGUCGUUGGCCGAACGCCCUCCGCCCGCAGAAGGCGACCCUUUUUACCUUGCGACGGACGAGCGCGACGUGACAGCACGCGCUCAUUUCCGCGAGAAAGGCGCCAUCCUGCUACCGGACAUCCUCAGCCAAGACGACCUCGACGAGCUUGGCUGGCCACUUCUAUUGACCGAUAUACGUGUCGUUGUCGAGCAGGAGCUUCUCGCUCGAGCAGCCUAUUUCACCGGGACUCACAUGUCAAGCGUUGCUGGUGGUGUAUUGAACAUGAGAGCAGCUCACGGGGCGGACCGCCGCGCGGCUUCGUUGUAUUGA